Messenger RNA from Acanthisitta chloris (rifleman), 1122 nucleotides. It is a transcript of the gene PRR5L, whose product is annotated as proline rich 5 like. Lineage: Eukaryota; Metazoa; Chordata; Aves; Passeriformes; Acanthisittidae. The coding region runs from base 1 to 1122 and encodes 373 amino acids. Gene Ontology annotation, cellular component: TORC2 complex. The record is from RefSeq and is a predicted model, not a curated record. Gene Ontology annotation, biological process: TORC2 signaling. The transcript has 8 exons.
AUGAAAGGAGGGUUCACCAUAACUCCAUCCUUUGCUCCUCAGUUCCACAAGAUGGGUUCGUUCAGAAGGCCUCGACCUCGCUUCAUGAGCUCCCCUGUCCUCAGUGAUUUGCCUCGGUUCCAGGCAGCUCGGCAGGCUCUGCAGCUCAGCUCCAACUCUGCCUGGAACAGUGUCCAAACAGCAGUGAUAAAUGUAUUCAAAGGGGGAGGAUUGCAGAACAAUGAACUUUACACUCUCAAUGAAAAUAUCAGACGGCUGCUGAAGAGUGAACUUGGAUCCUUCAUCACAGAUUACUUUCAGAACCAGCUCCUUGCGAAAGGCUUGCUGUUAAUGGAGGAGAAGGUCAAGCUGUGUGAAGGUGAGGAUCGCAUUGAUGUCCUGUCUGAAAUCUGGGAUCACUAUUUUACAGAGACUCUUCCUACACUCCAGGCAAUAUUCUACCCAGUUCAGGGUCAGGAGUUGACUAUCCGUCAGAUUGCUCUUCUUGGCUUCAGAGACUUGGUCUUGCUAAAAGUGAAGUUGGAAGAAAUUCUUCCGCUGGUUCAGACAAAACUCCCAGCUUCCAUUGUUCAGAUGCUGUUAAUUCUGCAGAGUGUCCAUGAGCCUACUGGCCCCAGUGAGGGCUAUCUACAGCUGGAGGAACUGGUCAAGCAGGUGGUAUCACCGUACUUAGGUCUGUGUGAGGAUCGCAGCAGCUCUGGUAGCACCUGCUUGCUCGGUAAGACAUGCACAUUGUACAGAAGCUGUUGUUGGGGUGCACAGCCUGACGUACUGAACUAUUCAUCUCACGCGGUGACGAGUCGGCAGCCCAGCGAGAUGGCCCUGACCCCACUGACAGAGCAGGAGGGUGAGGCUUACCUGGAGAAAUGUGGUAGCAUCCGUCGCCACACCGUUGCCAACGCUCACUCUGAUAUCCAGCUCCUGGCCAUGGCCUCCAUGAUGCACACAGGAAUGGUCAUUGAGGAGUCAGACAGUACGGACAAAUGCCUCCUCCUGCAGCCCAACUGUUUUAGCCCCAGGCAGUGCUCCAGUGAGCCCAGUAUUGCUGAUGGGCCAGAGGGAGUUGUGCCAGCAGCAAAUAGACAGGACUCUGAAGAGCUGAACUGCACGUCGGUCAGCUAG